Molecule: messenger RNA, 519 nt
Organism: Globicephala melas (long-finned pilot whale)
Lineage: Eukaryota; Metazoa; Chordata; Mammalia; Artiodactyla; Delphinidae
Gene: CETN1
Product: centrin 1
Biological process (GO): nucleotide-excision repair; centriole replication; mitotic cell cycle
Cellular component (GO): centriole; centrosome
Molecular function (GO): calcium ion binding
Source: RefSeq, a predicted model, not a curated record
AUGGCUUCCAGCUUCAAGAAGUCAAACGUGGCCUCCACCAGCCAGAAAAGAAAGGUGGAGCCUAAGCCCGAGCUCACUGAAGAUCAGAAGCAAGAAAUUCGCGAAGCGUUUGCCCUCUUCGAUGCCGACGGCAGCGGCACCAUCGACGUGAAGGAGCUGAAGGUGGCCUUGAGGGCGCUGGGCUUUGAACCCAGGAAGGAUGAGAUGAAGAGGAUAAUCGCCGAGGUGGACAAGGAAAGCACAGGGAAAGUCAGCUUCAAUGACUUCUUGGCUGUGAUGACUCAGAAGAUGGCCGAGAAAGACACCAAGGAAGAAAUCCUGAAGGCUUUCAGGCUCUUUGAUGAUGAUGAAACCGGGAAGAUCUCUUUCAAAAACCUAAAGCGCGUGGCCACCGAGUUGGGGGAAAACCUCACUGAUGAGGAGCUGCAGGAAAUGAUUGACGAAGCAGAUCGGGAUGGAGACGGUGAAGUGAACGAGGAAGAGUUUCUUCGGAUCAUGAAAAAGACCAGCCUCUACUGA